AAGAGGAAAUACAAUGGCAUAGUGGUCACUCGGGUUGCAGGUAGUGCAACCAGCAUUCCUUUGGUUCUAACACUUGUUUAACGGUUUUACUAUCAGUUAAUUCAUAUUUUAACUUUUACAGUAUUGCGAUCAUGGGAAUUUUUCAUUCCGAAACAAAACACCGGGAAAGAAAAAACAUCGAUCACAAAACAUAGAUGUUAAUAAAACAUGGGUGUCAAUACAUCGAUGUUUUGAAGACAUAGAUGUCACAUUCCUAGUUGAAAAAUGACAUUGGAAAAAAAAAAAAAUCUUCCGAAGGUACCGGAACGGUUUGGAGGUUUAGCGACGAACCCGGAAAUCUGCAAAAAAAUUAUGUAUUUACGAACUUAAUUCUACAUUAUUUAGCCAUGUAUUACAAUCAUUUUCUUCAAGUUUGUGGAAAAUAUUUCCAGUGUUGAGGUUCAGCAACGGCACAUUUUUUUAAAGCAUUUUCUGAACUUGUGGUCCUUUCUGCGGGGACACAGAUGGUCUUGUUCUUUUUCUAUUUUUAUUUCUAGGACUAAGUCACCAUUCGCCAUGUUUCUCCGAAUGCACAUCCUCUCCAUCGACACAUAUUAAAAUAAAAUUACGCACGGCGACUGGAAUUGUUUUUUAACCAUUGAUAAACUGGAAGACGAAACCAUAGACUAAGAAGGAACUAUUCAAAGGAAAGUAACUGAAAUCAAGCCUGAUGAGCCCCAUUACUCUAUGACGAAACUAUUACUUACAGAUAAGAAAUCUUCUGAUAAUAAAAGUUCUAUACUAUGAAGCAGUAACUCUUUACCUAAACAAAGAUAGAGGAAAAACUACGCUGGAGUUAGUCCACCUUGAUUCGUUACUUCGUUAAUUAAAUAGUAACGGAUUUGUUUUUGUAAGUAGUUUUUUAAUGAAUUGGUGCCCGUGCCGAAUGCAACUAGCAAUAAUGUCAAUCAUUCCAAUGUUUUACGUGUACGAUAUCAUGUAUAAUCGUUUUAGUUGGACAGGAUCAUGACUGAUCAUAAUAUUUUCUGGGAAAGGUGCUUUUGAACAGAGUAGUAGAGAGCUUUUGAACGCAACCAACACAACCGAUUAACAAAUGACUGCUCUGUUGCGUGCUGGGCGCUGGCGGAAAAAACGCUCGUUUUUAUUGGCUACUUGAACUCCAUUAGCCGGACCACGCGGGAACGAACUGUCUACUUCCCAAUUCACGUCUUCAGUUUUAAAAUGCUGAGUUAAUCGCGUACUGGAAGUUGUUGAUGUUGUAAACACUGGACCAAUUGCUUUAAUUUACUGCAACAUCAUUAUUUUUGCGCAUUUCCUGUGCAAUGUUUUCCAUAGAGUUGUGAACGCCAUCAAGCACGUUCCAAGCGUUAAAUAACAUAAUUGUGAAGCCUACGAUUCUGUUUUCUACGUACAAUGGAAUGGUCAAAUGAAGAUGUUCUUCUGUUGGUGGAUUUGGUGCGUCGAAGACCUUGUUUGUAUGACAAGGAAUGUGAAGCCUAUCACAAUACAAAACUGAAGCAGGAUGUUUUAAAAGAACUUGCAUCAAUUAUUUCCUCCAAUAGACCUGAAACAACAGUUGAUGAAGUUUUGGAAAAGUGGGAAGCCUUGUGUUCGAUAUAUGCUUCCAACUACAAGAAAGGAACAGCCAAAACAGUGAGGAAAUCUCACUACAAACAUUUCUUCUUGGAAAGAAUGGGGUUUAUGAGAUCCCAUUUGGGUCUUCCAAUAAAGAAUCCCGUGUUCAAGAAAAAUGGUAGUAAUGAGGAUACAACUGAUGAAGGGGUGACUGUAAAUAAUGGAAGGUUAUCCCAAAGCCAGGAAAGAUAUCCCUGUUUGGAACUUGCACGAAUAGAAACCAGCCACAGUGAUGUGGUCAGUGAUGAAGAGAGUAACUCUGUCAACGCAACAAACGGGGGAUCUAUUUCCGCUAUAUCAAUACAUUCUGAUAAUUCACCACUAGUGAACAGUUUACCUCCGCAAUUAAAUUCCAGUAGGAAAAGGCGAUAUUCCACAAUGUCAAUAACAAGCCAAGCUACUCUUAAUCAAGAUGUCUCGUGUGUAACAAUAGGCAGUCCUCUUGUGAACGUAAAUGACUCUAUUCUCGAUAGAACGGAGCCUUUUGACCAUGAAUACCAGACUUACAGAAAAUCCAAUGGCUCUUUUGCAAGUAAGGAGACGUAUUCACAAGAUGAAGAUGAAGACCAUUUCUACAUGAGGUACAUCCUGUGCAAGGUCAAAAAGCUAGAAGGGGCACAGAAGCUGAAUUUCAAACUUCAACUCGAGAGGCUGUUAUACGAGUGCACGAAAAAGUAGUAGUCAAACAGGUAAUAUUAGUAGAAUAAUGAAGCUCCUUGUUUUUCUUUCAUUGAUUUUCCUUCCUCUUCUCUCCCAGUUUAGCUGCUGAGAAUUUGAGUUGAUCCAUUUUAAGGUCAUGUACAUGACUUGGUCCAUAAAAUAUUUGUAUAUGUAUGUAUGCAUGAAUGAAAUGUUCAAUGUUAUUAACAUUGGUGUCUUUCAGCAUUUGUGCCAAUGUGUGCCAUUUUUUUACUGCAGAAACAUCAGAGUAUUCCAUUUGGUGUAUUAAAAUUGUAUUAUUGUUGCAUUUCUGUUAUUUUUGAGAAUUUGUAUAAUGUUUCCUUCAAUUUCUUUUUAUGGGACUUUUAAGAAUGGAUAAGGAGGUUACAAAACUUACUUUUUUCAUGUGAACCCAUUUAUUAUGUUUUUUUGUUUACAUGAUUAUGAUUUAUUCUGCUGAAAUCUUAUAAUAAUAAUAAUGAUAAUGAUCAUCAUCAAAUUGGGGAAGUAGAAACAAAUGUUUUUUAAUUGUACUUCUCUGAACUUUCAAAGAAAAUUUAAAUAUAUAAUAGAUUAUUUGUUAGUUCGAUACAUUGAAAAAUAUACCAUUUUCUAUAAGCUUUGGAAUAUUCAAUUUUUUGAUCUGUUAUCACCAUGAAGAUUAAAACCUAAUUCAUGGCUCCUGAAAACUAAAUUGAAGUAUUUAUUCUGUAAUGUAAUAAUACUCGGUGAUAGUGGAUAAAACGAUUUAUGGCACUGAAGAUAAAUGGGCAUUACUCAAUUGUAAAAUAAAAUAUGACCAUCUUCUGGCAUUGCCUCUCUUCCUCACUUGUGAACAUUAUAGUUCAAAGUGACGUCGAGAUAGUACAAAACAAAUGUCAUGUAAUAUUUGAAAUCUGUGAAUAUGUACCCUUAAAAAAUGUUAAUGUAUAUUAAUUUAAACCAAACAGUGAUAUUAAAAAGGAAUAGCUAGUUUUUUAUAUUAUUGGAUAAGUAAUACAUUGUAGACAUUGAGGAAGAAAAUAAAUAUUUUUAUCAUUUA
This is a messenger RNA of Gryllus bimaculatus (two-spotted cricket), 3337 nucleotides long. NCBI's taxonomy places the organism in Eukaryota, Metazoa, Arthropoda, Insecta, Orthoptera, Gryllidae. The record is from the annotation of a GenBank genome assembly.